Messenger RNA from Aedes albopictus (Asian tiger mosquito), 3825 nucleotides. RefSeq lists its product as uncharacterized. The record is from RefSeq and is a predicted model, not a curated record. Gene Ontology annotation, molecular function: nucleic acid binding. Bases 1 to 3825 code for a protein of 1274 amino acids. NCBI's taxonomy places the organism in Eukaryota, Metazoa, Arthropoda, Insecta, Diptera, Culicidae. The transcript has a single exon. Gene Ontology annotation, biological process: DNA integration.
AUGACAAGAGGUUUCGCUAGCAAGCUGAAGCUAGACGAAACGCCAGUCUACCUGUCGAUUCAAGGCAUUGGAUCGUCGCAAGCAGUGUCGACAAAGCUGAUUACCGCUGUAGUAGGUCCAAGGUCGCCGAACAUAUCGUCGUUCGUCGAAGAAAUGUCAUUUCACGUCUUGCCGAAGUUGACUGUGUCACUGCCGACAGCAAGCUUCUGCAUCGCAACGUGGAAUCUUCCGAAUCCCUCGCUGCUAGCGGAUCCCAAGUUCUUUGAGAUGGGACCGAUAGACAUCAUCAUCGGAGCAGAAUACUAUAUGGAGCUGCUCAAAAACGAACGGCGGAGGGCAACAGACGACGGCCCGACUCUACAAGACACCGUGUUCGGAUGGAUUGUUUCCGGUCCUGUUCCCGAGGGUCCGACUGCUGCAACGUAUUCCCUAACCCACGUUUGUUCGACGGCGGAGAUCCAGGAUCAACUUUCCCGGUUCUGGGAAGUAGAGACUUGCCAGUCAACCAGCACGCUGUCGGUCGAAGAAUCGGCCUGCGAGGAGUUUUUCGACAAAACGACAUUUCGGGACGAAGAAGGGAGGUACGUAGUCACUCUGCCGAAGAAGGAGCGGAUGAUCCAGCAGCUAGGCGACUCCAGAUCUACAGCAAUCAAGCGCUUUUUGGGGGUAGAACGGCGGCUCGCGAUGAAUCCAGAACUGAAGAAGCAGUACGUGGAGUUCAUGCGCGAAUAUCUGGACAUGGGCCACAUGAAGGAGCUUUCCGACGAUGAUGCGAGCGCGUUGUCGUAUUACUUACCUCACCACGCUGUUCUGAAGCCAGACAGCACGACUACGAAGCUGCGUGUCGUUUUCGAUGCCUCCUGCAAGACUUCCAGUGGGAUUUCGCUGAACGAUGCUCUAAUGGUGGGACCCGUUGUGCAGGACAUGAUCGUGGACAUCACACUCCGGUUCCGUACGCACCGAUUCGCCCUCGUAGGAGACGUCGCUCAAAUGUACCGCAUGGUACUGAUGAAUGCAGCCGAUCAGCAGCUGCAAAGGAUCGUUUGGAGAGAUAGCGCUUCUGAGCCGAUCCGUACUUUCGCUCUCACGACAGUCACCUACGGUACAGCGUCCGCUCCAUACCUCGCAACAAAGUGUCUGCAGCGCCUGGCAGAUGAAGGGGAAAAGUCGCAUCCUGCAGCUGCAAAGGUCCUCAGAAAGGACUUCUACGUCGAUGAUAUGCUGUCCGGCGUAGACGAUAUUGAAGAAGGAAAGAUUCUCGUAGGUCAGAUGAUAGAACUACUGCAGUCUGCCGGAUUCUCUUUGCGAAAGUGGAACUCUAACAGCAAAGAGUUGCUGUCAGCGGUGCCGGAGGGUUUGAGAGAUGAGCGCUCGAUUCUGGAGCUAGACUCGUCUACCGCCGCCGUGAAAACGUUAGGCUUGACAUGGGAGCCUAGCACGGACUGCUUCCGAUUCAGUUCGCCAGCUUGGAAUGAGGCCGCGAAGAUUACGAAGCGUUGCGUCUUGUCUGAUGCGUCUCGACUGUUUGACCCGUUAGGACUGGUGGGUCCGGUAAUCAUCCAGGCGAAGAUCUUCCUUCAAGAUCUCUGGAAGCACGACUGCGAGUGGGAUGAACCGCUUAGCUCGCAGCUUCAAGAGCAGUGGCGUGAGUACAGGCGAAAUCUAGUAGGCCUAGACGGGAUUGCAGUUCCCCGAUGGGUUGGAACGAGCCGUAGCACUGAAACGGUUGAGCUGCACGGAUUCUGCGACGCGUCGAACAAGGCAUACGGCGCAUGCGUGUACGUGCGUACUGUGACAGCAGAUGGGAACGUGUCAGUUCACCUGCUGACCUCCAAAUCUCGGGUGGCUUCGCUCGAGAAUUUGAAGAAAAAUAAGAAGUCGCUGUCAACACCUCGCCUAGAGUUGUCCUCGGCACUUCUCCUUGCCCAACUAUACGAGAAAGUCGCCAAAAACAUCAACGUCGUCACCAAGUGCCACUUUUGGACAGACUCGACGAUCGUCGUCUGCUGGCUUUCAUCGUCACCUGCGAGAUGGAAGCAGUUUGUGGCGAAUAGUGUCUCCGAAAUCCAGCACAUUACCAAGGGAAGUGUGUGGAAGCAUGUCGCCGGUGAGGAUAACCCGGCGGACAUUAUUUCACGAGGAAUGAGUCCAGCGCAGCUUCAGUACGAGUCUCGAUGGUUUCACGGACCGAAAUGGUUGAUGUUGGACAACCAGUACUGGCCCAGUUCGGCACAGAUCGACGAGGGCAGUCUCGACCAGGUAGACUUAGAGGAGAAAGCGAUUGUCGCGGCCCUCCCCGCUGUUUCCCCUAGUGAGAUCUUCGGACUUCGUUCGUCGCUGGUGGAUCUAGUUCGGCUGACAGUUCACAUUCGACGGUUCAAGUGGAAUUCAUCGCCGGCGAAUCGGUCCUGUCGGAAAGUAGGCUGCAUCACGUCCCAGGAGUACGAUGACGCAGUCAAGGAGCUGGUGAAGCUUUCGCAGCGGGAAUGCUUUCCACAGGAAUUCGCGGACAUCGCUCGACACGGACAGGUGCAGGAUUCCUCUAGAAUUUCAAACCUCAAUCCCCAAUUAGUUGAAGGCGUAUUGUGCGUUGGCGGCCGGCUGAAGAACGCGGAUGUUCCGGAUAGCAGGAAGCAUCCGUACAUACUCGACCAUCGGCAUCCCUUCACGAAAAUCGUCGUAGUGUAUUACCACCGUAAACACUUCCACGCUGGUCAACAGCAGAUAGUCACGGCAGUUCGAGAGCGAUUCUGGCCAACGAGCGCCAGGAAUCUCGCAAGGCAGGUUAUCCACGAAUGCGUGCAGUGCUUUCGUGCGAAACCGAAAAUCCAGGAGCAGCUGAUGGCCGAUCUACCCCCCGAGCGAGUCAGGCCAUGUUUCCCGUUCCAGAAAGUCGGCGUCGAUUACUGCGGUCCGUUCCACGUUGUGUACCCGCAGCGUCGAGCCCGACCGAUCAAAUGCUUCGUAGCAGUGUACGUGUGCCUAGUUUCCAAAGCGGUGCAUUUGGAGUUAGCGGCUGAUCUGUCGACGCAGGCAUUCCUCGCGACGUUGCAACGGUUCACUGCGCGUCGUGGCAAACCUUCGUUGGUAAUGUGCGACAACGGGACGAACUUCGUCGGCGCUCGGCGAAAGCUGGAUGAGCUAGCCCAGCUGUUCGCGAGUCAGCAGUUCACGGAUGCAGUGCUACGACAGACGAUAGAGGACAGAAUCGAGUUUCGGUUCAUUCCAGCCCGCUCACCGAACUUCGGAGGACUGUGGGAAUCGGCGGUGAAGUCGUUCAAGACCCUGUUCAAGCGAACGAUUGGCACCCGCAGCCUGGAAUACGACAGGAUGCAAACGGUGCUGGCACAGACAGAGGCAAUCUUGAAUUCAAGACCGCUGACCCCGAUCAGCAACGAUCCGGACGACUUCGAAGCCCUCACCCCUGGACACUUCUUGAUCCAGCGGCCGCUGACGGCCAUUUCGGGACCCGAUCUUGGUGGAGUUCCGGAGAAUAGACUUUCGGCUUGGGAAAGAAUGACGGAGUUCACCCAGAGGUUGUGGAAGAAAUGGUCGGAGCAGUAUCUGUCCAACCUUCACAAUCGGACGAAAUGGACGAGGCAGAGGGACAACAUAGCUGUUGGUACUAUGGUUGUUUUGAAGGAGGAGAAUUUGCCACCCUUGAAGUGGCAGUUGGCACGGGUGACCGAGGUUCACCCUGGGUCUGACGGCAACAUCAGAGUUGUGACCGUGCGGACUAAAGACGGCAGUUACCAGCGAGCGAUAUCCAAGAUCUGCGUGCUGCCAAUCCGAGAUAAUUUUCCAUCUGGCGAAGGGGAGAACUAG